UUUGCAGUUUAUUUCUAAUUUUAUUAAUAAACUGAUAUGUAGUCAUGGAUGAGACAAGCAUCGAUCACCAUCUGUCAAUGUGGAACCCUGUAAACAGAAAGAAAUCUUACAAGAAGUGGCCUUUUAACAGCAAAUCAUCCUGUACUAUAACAAAAAUGACAGCUGCUGGUUUUUAUCACGUUCCUGAUCCUGUCGAAAAGGACACAGCGAGAUGUUUCUACUGCUGUCGCACUAUAUGUGGUUUUGAGGAGGGCGAUGAUCCUGUGGAGGAGCAUUUGAGACGAACCAAAGACUGCAAAUAUGCAAAGUAUGGUAACAUCAAGGACCUCCAAUCCUCCCUCACAUUGUUUGAAUAUUCUCAGUAUGAGGCUGAGCGCAAGGACAAUUAUAUUAGUUACAUGCGGAAAAACAAUCCUGAUUUAAAAAGGGACAGGAGCCCUAGCCCAGAAAACGUUUCAGAAAACGUUUCAAAUUCUCGAAAAAGGGUCCGGGUUUCUUUAACUAAGAAUUCGUGCCUGUAUUUUAAAUCCAACUCGUCCCUCGACAAUCCUGCACCUUUUGAAGCUGAAAAGGAGCCUGCUAAAAGUAUUUAUACCCCACCUGCUCCAGCCCCAAAUCAAGAGGUAUCAGACGCAAGAAGACAUCAAAUAUCAGAUAUCACAAAAAGAAUAUCUUUAUGAGGAUCUGAAAGAAAACAUCGAAAACAUUAAAGUUUGAAACAGAAGACGAAAAUGUGGCACAACUCAGUUAUUCUUAUUGCCCAUUAAAUUGAUCGAAAUUAAGGUGGUGGAUUGUAACUGACAGUUAAUGACUGCACAUAAUCAUUCAUUAGUUUGUUUUCAAUAGUAGAGUUAGUUCAAUGAACUGUAUAAGUUAGUUAAUGCAUAAUUGAUACUACCGUUUUUUGACUCGCGAAAUUGAAAAGGUAGACUGUUUUGACUCAUGACAAUUUUUGACGAUUUUUUUUGGUUAAACCAUUGGAUUAAUUUCAUAGCGACUCUGUGCACUGAAGCUUUGAUUUUUAGGGCUAUCAUUUUUAGGGCUAUCAUUUUUAGGGCUAUCAUUUUUAGGGCUAUCAUUUUUAGGGCUAUCAUUUUUAGGGCUAUCAUUUUUAGGGCUAUCAUUUUUAGAGCUAUCUUUUUUAGGGCUAUAACUCUUAUUGCUCUGUGAAUAGCAGUAAACGUUCUUAACUUAUACUCACUUUUAAAAGUUCAGUUAGAAUGUGUACGAUCUAUAUAAAGUGUCUUUGGUAUGCCUCAAUUAUCAAAAUGUAGAUCAACCGUAUCCAUCAGUAUUCAGCCAUUAUUUCGUUGUUUAGUGUUAAAAGUUGAUAAAACUACUGUCUCUAGCGUGCCUCUACAAAGAAAAUGACAAAAUUUGACUUGUAAUGAUCGAAUUUAAGACUGAAAAUCUUUGACUGACCAUUAUUUAUAUUCUGUAUUACGUUCUUAAAUUAUGAUCAAGAUUUUUAUGUAUUGAAUUAAUGAAGAACUGACUGUUUGCUAAAUCCAAACACUCUGACAUAAACGUAAGCCAACUUCGUAAGUCGUGAUGCUGUAGAGUUAUUUGGCAUUAGUUGAUAUAAUAUUUUACCGUAUAUA
Molecule: messenger RNA, 1601 nt
Organism: Bolinopsis microptera
Lineage: Eukaryota; Metazoa; Ctenophora; Tentaculata; Lobata; Bolinopsidae
Product: baculoviral IAP repeat-containing protein 5-like
Exons: 5
Coding region: 45-680 (211 amino acids)
Source: RefSeq, a predicted model, not a curated record